Molecule: messenger RNA, 858 nt
Organism: Daphnia magna
Lineage: Eukaryota; Metazoa; Arthropoda; Branchiopoda; Diplostraca; Daphniidae
Exons: 4
Coding region: 1-858 (285 amino acids)
Source: RefSeq, a predicted model, not a curated record
AUGGAUAGCCUUAAAAAGGGCUAUCCCAAAUUCAAUGAGAGUCGAAGGUCAACUUCAGUUGAACUUCCCGUACAGGGUUCAGCAACAACUCCAGUUGAGUUCGAUAAAACACCGACGCCAUUCGGUACCACUAGUACUCAAAAUCCUGCUGCUGCCAUUUCUACGGAGCAACCAUUGACAGACAUUUCGCUAAAAGCUCGAACUACUUCGAGUGAAUCGCAGGUUUUUCCCUCUGGAUCAGAGUUAGGCUCAACUUCAGGAGAAAAUGCACACACUAAAGGACAAGCUUCUCCAAAACGUUUGCCGGCUGAAUUAACAGCAAAGGCUGCUUCCAAUCCUUCGCUGCUCCCUCUUGUAACUUCGAGUGAAGCGCAGGUUCUGAUCACAGCGGUUAUUUCAGCUGCUAAUACUUCCAUCGGAAACCCAGUGUUGCCAUUUCGUGAAACCGGACAACCAGUUACCACAAAUAAAGGAAAGAAGGUGCGCCAGAAAGGAAAAAAACAGUCUCAAAAUCAUUUACCGGUUGAAUUAACAACGAUGACCGCUUCGAAUCCUUCGUCGUUCCCUCCUGUAACUUUGAGUGAAACGCUAGUUCUUAUCUCUUCUCCUAGUCCGCCGGUUUCAGUUGUCACUAUUCGCAGUGAAAUCCCUGAACUACCAACCCCUGAAACUGGACAAUGGGGAACGGAAAAUGGAGUAUUGGCGUCGUCGGAUUCUGCAUCCGCUUCAAUUUUCAAACAACAAAAGCGGAAGAAUGGUGUCGAAAGUGAAACAAGUACGAAAAAAAAACGCGCUGUUUCAAAAAAUGUUGCCUCAACGAAACAGACACAGCGGAAGUCAACUUUUGAAAUCACUUAG